AUGGUAUAUCGAGAUUCUGAAAUACCCAAAGAAAUAUUGUUACCAGAUCCAGCAAGAACAUCAACCGUUAGAGUAAUGACACCUGCACCAGAUAUGAUAUCGACUGAUACUACAAUUUUACAAGCCCUUAAGCAAAUGCAAGAAAAACAUUAUCAACAUUUACCUGUAUACGAUGAAGAAAAUAUAGUGAUUUCAAUUGUAGAUGUUUUAAAACUUACUUAUGCAAUCUUAAAUAUU
This is a messenger RNA of Entrophospora sp. SA101, 237 nucleotides long. Lineage: Eukaryota; Fungi; Glomeromycota; Glomeromycetes; Entrophosporales; Entrophosporaceae. The record is from the annotation of a GenBank genome assembly.